UUUUUGUUUGUUUUUUUUUAAGGCCACAUCAUCUGCUUCGCGGAGCCCGGGGCGGGGGGAAGAGCGAUGAGCAGCGACUAGCUCUCGGGGGACGUGUGUCCGGGGCAGUCUGCCUGACACCGGGGUUUUGGAGCACCCGAGCUGCACCCACACGUUUUGAACACCACAGAAUCUUAGAGUGGUUUGAUUGGAAGGGAUUUUUAAGGACCACCUCGUUCCAACCCCCUUGCAGGCCCACCGUCCACUAGACGAGGUUGUCCCAAGCCCCGUCCAGCGUGACCCUGAACACUUCCAGGGCAUGCACAGCUUCUCUGGCAGCCCCCUGAGCCUUUUGUAACCAAACCCACACGUGAUCGUCCCCAGGAAGGGCCAUGGCUGGGGACUGCUGCCCGCCCGGAGAGGCAGCACUGCUCUUUCCGUAGUUUGGAGGAGCCAGCAUGGCUCUAAGGAGCUCCCAGUGCAUCCAGAGCGGAUCUCUUGGCCACAGUGUCGGUGCUCCGGGGCCGACGGCAGCCGCGCGUAUGCAGACGGCACCAUCCAAGGACUCUUGUGGAGCCCACUAGCUGCUUACAGGAGCCGAACACAUCUCAAGGUGCCUUUCCACUAGAGGGAGCAGCACAGGCAGCCUACUCAGGAGCUGACAUGCAGCAGAAGAUCAGCUCUUUUUUUAAUUCCAUCUUGGAGCUCAUCCGUUCCAAGCAUGAGGAAGGCAUCUUCAACACCAUCUGCCUGGCUGUACUCUUGGGUCUACCCUUCGUUGUCCUCAUUGCUUUCAUUUUCAUCUGCUGCCACUGCUGCUUCUGCAGACGGAGGAAAGAAAGCACAAGGAAAGGUGGCUCCAGCAGCAAUGGGCAGCUGCAUGCUGAGAGGAGCAAGAAGAAAAAGAAGAAGAAGAAACAGGAUGAAGAGGACCUGUGGAUCUCGGCUCAGCCCAAGCUGCUCUUGCUGGACAAGAGACCCUCCUUGCCUAUCUAGCAGACAGGAGGGUGUUCAGGUCCUCUCCCCUGAGAUGCCACCAUUCCUUUCACCUGUGCACCAGGAGGGGUGAGGAGAUACCAAAGCUGCUGCCACUUGUGGUGAUUUUCAACAGAGGCUGAGGAAGGGCCAACAGAAAACAAGGUGGUCAGGUACAGGUUGUGCAAGCCUCUUUUCCCCCACCAUUACAGUAUGCCCCGGGGCAGAGACUCCUGCAAAGGACAGGUGCAAGCACAAGGGUGACCUGCCACCGGGUCCUACGUACCUCCUGCCACGAGCACAGUGCACACACGUGGGGCUGGCACACAGCAAAGGGGGUACGAGGCUCUCCUUUUUCACUCACCUGCAAGCACACGCGCUGAGGCACUGACAAAGGUGCUCAGAACAGCAUUCACCCAAAGACCAAGCCACCUGCAUGCUCCCCCUUCGCAACAUAGACAGCUGUGAGUGAAGCAGGCACACACACCUUGUUUGCUUGCCCUGCCAUGGAGAUGGCACAGCUUCACUGUCUAGGCUCCGUCCAAAUCCAACUCCCUUUGAAGACACAAAGUCGAGUUACCCCACAGCUCGAAGAUGUGCCAUCUCCCAGGCUACCAAACCAAAGUCACUUGGCUGAAGUGACUGAAGCUAGAUGCCCUCAGCCCAACCUUGGAGACCUCAGGCACCAUCCUAAGGCAGCACAGCAGAAGGACACCUUACCACAUAGGCUAGAGGCAGGAAAGAGAGAGGAGGCUGCCAAACCAGCCCUUUUGCACCAGCACUUAACACAUUCCUUGAAAGACUGUUUUAUACACAUUAAAGAGCCCACCAUGCUACUGCAAGAGCAGAAACAUAGCCUGAGGCUGUGUAAGAGCUUUGCUACAGGCAUUAGAGUUAUUUAUUGAAUGACUACUAAAGAAGAGCAGGACCAGAGGCCCCUCUGGAGUGGAGCCAGGCACAUGGAAGCAGUAUUGAAGCAGCAGACUUGGUUUCCUGGCACACUCAGCCAUCACCUCUCCCUGCUGCCCUCGUGCCAUGUGUCAGACACAGACCCAUAAGCAUGUGCUGCCCCAGCUGAUGCCAGCAGCUAACAGGACCAGACACAGCUCUCUCUCCUGCUCUGUUUCCCACCUGCCCUGCUCUGGCUUGUGUUCCUUUAUGUCCCUUGAGCUGGGGGGUCUCCUCUGCUCCCCACUCUCGGCCGCACCAGGUUCUGUCUCCCCCUUGUCUUUUAGCAUUGAGGGAUGCAUGUGUGUGAUGAGAAACCUCAUCACAUCUGGGUUUUGCCCUGUCUGUACACUGGAUGUCUUCUCUUCCAGUUCUUAAGUUGCUGGAGCAGACCAGAGCUGCCAGCCAGAGACAGGCAUCUGUGGAAUAAGCAGCAAAACCCAGAUGGGCAAGCCUGGUCAGAACUGCUGGGCACAGGUGCUUCCAGCCCAGGCAAGGGUGAUGCCACCUUUCCCUCACUUGGAGGACAAAGCCACUGGCUGGAAGCAGCUGCUUGUGCCACUGGGUCCCAGCACAGCCUGUUUUGUCCGAUGCAAGCAGAACAAUGAUGGAGACAUUGUGCCACAGGGUCUGGCUGUGUGUGGCUGUGUUGGGAACAGCAUGAGCUCCUCCUCACACAGCCAUUUAAAUUGACCCCAUAUGUGCCUUAUUUUCCAGUUUGCUUUGUCACAAUUGAAAUUACUGACUCCUUCUGCUCCAAAACAGGAAGCAACAUAUAAUGGUAUAAAAAUUCGGAUUUGCCACAUGCUGUGCUAGGAAACCCAGACAUAGCUCUGAUCUCUAUCCCAAGCUCCUAGCCAAGAUCUUGGAGAACUAGCAUUUCACUUGUAUUAUUCCUUCUUCAUUCCCUCCUUUCCCCAUCCAGGUACUUUUCUCAGCCCUCCUGACUCCACACUCACAGGGUGGCCAAAAGAGCCCCAUGCAGGUGCUGUGAUCCAGAGGCAUGAGCAGCCCUGGAGGCAGGGUGGUGCUGCUUGGGGAAACCAAGAAAAAUCAGAGUAAAGGGAACAUGAUGGGAGGCCAGAGGCUUAGCCAGGCUAGCAGGGCAUGGAGGCAGCAAGCACUGUCAGAGUACAGCCUACCUGGUGUGGAGGUGCCAGGCUUUGUAGGGCUUCCUGCAGGAAGGCUUUUCUGCAGAAAGCAUAGCGCGUAACUCUUCAGGUGAGGGCAGUCAAUUCCUGCAAGAACCAGAGAACUGCUAGGAAAAUGUGGGCAUUGUAUCACACACAUCUCCAAAUCCAGGCUUUGGGGAGUUCAGAGCUAGAUCUGAAUUUCAAGAGCUCCUCAAAAUCAUCAUUCAAACCACCCUUGGGCUGGGCAGGGAGGGACCAGGCUACAACCCUGCCCUGAUCAUCCAACCAGUCUGAGCCUCUGCACUCCCUAAAGCACGGGGGCUGGUUUCUGUGGUAUCUGCUGCUUGAGCCAAACCAUGCACUGAAUCAGCUGCUUCUGGAGGGAAAAGCAAAAGAGCAGCAACAGCCUGAGGUGCACUAGAACCUGUUACACACCAGCUGGGCAGCAGCAACCCUGCAGGACCUGCAUUACCAAGGGGGCAGAGAUGCACCGUGCAGAAAGUCCACUGCACGGUCCCUGCUCUGCAGACACCCCAGCCCUGCCUCCCACAUCUGCAUUUCAGUGUCAACCUUCCAUUUUCCUGAACAAGUCCAUGCAACAGGGAACAAAACAAAUUCUGUGCAAUCUUUUUUAAAACCAAAAAUAAAUGACUCUUGAACUGCAAACAAACACUGUA
Oenanthe melanoleuca is the source of this 3712-nucleotide messenger RNA. RefSeq names its product KIAA0040 ortholog. Lineage: Eukaryota; Metazoa; Chordata; Aves; Passeriformes; Muscicapidae. The transcript has 2 exons. The record is from RefSeq and is a predicted model, not a curated record. The coding region runs from base 643 to 975 and encodes 110 amino acids.